Messenger RNA from Galdieria sulphuraria, 610 nucleotides. RefSeq lists its product as uncharacterized. The record is from RefSeq and is a predicted model, not a curated record. The coding region runs from base 38 to 586 and encodes 182 amino acids. The transcript is spliced from 2 exons. Lineage: Eukaryota; Rhodophyta; Bangiophyceae; Galdieriales; Galdieriaceae.
CACAAACAUUUUAAAUAUCUUUGCAUUGGGCGCCAAAAUGAACUCCGAUGAAUAUGUCGAAUAUUUGGAUACGCAAAUAACCAAAGUAUUGAGAGAGAUAGAAGUCAAUUUAAUAAAUAUAUAUCGAGUAUCCAUAGAACUGCAAACUUGUGUAAAGAAGCCUCUUCCACAUUUGAAGGAGUUACACGAAAUUGUGUCCCCUUGGUGUGCCUAUUUGAGAGAACUGGUUUCAACAAAGGAAACAACUAGGGUUCCAACCGUUCAAGGAGCUUUCAACAACGAAAACGCCUUGAGUGAAGCAGAACAAAAUACUUUACAAGAAAUUUCCAAUUUAUUGGCUCAUACCACUGAACAGUUAUCGUUGGCGGAGAACAGCACCAAAACUUUGAGAGAAGAGUUUCAACGAACACAAAAUACAGUGGAUACAAAAACUUCACCGAGAAACUGUCAAGAAAAAGCCGAAAUACAGGAGCAGUUGUUCCAAGUGGAUUCUCCUACAACUAUGUGGAAAGAGUUGUUAGAUAAAUAUUCUGAAGAAAGUCAUUCUACGAGUGAGCAUUGGUAUGGAGAAGACAACAUACAGUAAUAAACGAUUCAACGACUCUGCUGU